AUGUUAGACCAUAUCCGCUUCGCUAUCAACGGAGUGUUGGGUGUUGUCCAAGCAGCGACCAUUUCAAGUGUUCUUAGCAAGGCUUUGACUGAAGAGGAAAAACAAUCAUAUUUCAAUUGCUUGAUGGAGUGCAAGCGUCUUGAGAUUGUUGCUAUAAAACGUCUUGGUGGUGACGUCGAUGAUGGCAGCUCCGACUAG
Sungouiella intermedia is the source of this 198-nucleotide messenger RNA. NCBI's taxonomy places the organism in Eukaryota, Fungi, Ascomycota, Pichiomycetes, Serinales, Metschnikowiaceae. The record is from the annotation of a GenBank genome assembly.